Molecule: messenger RNA, 1776 nt
Organism: Trichophyton rubrum CBS 118892
Lineage: Eukaryota; Fungi; Ascomycota; Eurotiomycetes; Onygenales; Arthrodermataceae
Exons: 4
Coding region: 1-1776 (591 amino acids)
Source: RefSeq, a predicted model, not a curated record
AUGGAAGGAGGAGGCUCCUAUCAGACUUCAUCAGAUCCUCCAGAGCUACGAACCCCUAGGCCUGGCUUAGUCCGUCUCCCUAUAUCAGCAAGCUACACAUUCUGUCAGGGUGACCUUACUGCUCCGGAACUUCCAAGCUUUGGCUGCCUCAGACAAGCUAGAAACACAAGCGAACAGAGAUUCCAGGCUCCUGUUGUUUUCCCGCCAGCGAGUGAAACAGAAGUCCGGCCAGUUGUCUAUCCUAUAGCUGCUAGCUCCAAAGCCAGGGUUCAGGAGCAAGACCUAUCUGUGGUUCCUAAGCUUGAGCCCAAAUAUCCCCCUACUCCAGCCAGGCCAGCAGAAGCAAAGGACUUCAGCCCAUCCUUUGGCUGUCCUUCCACUUUGACAAUCCAGAAGAACCGUCUGCCAGAUCUCUCCCAUUCUCAAGCACCUAUAUUUCCACAGUGGCCUUUGCAUGGGACAAGAUCGAGGUACGCAACAGCACCACGAAGAGCUCAUCUCCAACCCCUGCCUGCUGCCCCGGCUACACAAAAGCCCGUCAAGAGGAGGUAUAGGGAGGUGUCGAGAGAGCGGCCAGCCAUCCUUACCAAGCUCAUGGACCAUUUCAGUGUGAGAGACUGGUCGAGGCCAGAAACUUAUCCAGGAGCGAUAAAUGACAAGGAUCGGAGCUGUAGCAGAACUACUAUCGAGUGUUCUGCACCCAGUUCCCCUCAGCAAACCCACAGUGAAGCGAAUAUUUAUUAUCCUAAGCUGAAGGAUAGUGAAUCAAGCUGUGUCCCACCUAAAUCCGCACCUCUCGUUCAGCCAGACGCUUAUAGUAUGCAAAAGCUAUAUCAAGCGCUGCCAGUUCCAACAGAACGAGAAAGUCAACUAGGUCUGCGAAAGGUAUCAUCGGCUCCCGAUUUCUUGGUGCCGGAGAUGAAUACUAAUGAGAUAUCUGGGUGCCUGAACCGCGAUGUCCGUCGCCAGCCAAAUACCAACGGCAUUGUCUUGGAUGGGCCGCUACCUACAGCCACCCAACGGGGCCCUCAUUCAACAUGUGGAAGUCCCGAGCAUGUUCAGGCGCCCGUUAUUCCUAGUAUCCAUGGGACAUGUGGAGGGAUAGUGGCGCCAGUGUUGCCAGCAAUGAUGCCAACUGAGCCUGCAGCAAAUCACUCUCAUGAUGGUGAUGUGAUCAAUGCCCGUUUCGAACAGAUCUCGAUGGUACAAGCAGCCAACACCGAUGCCAUCUUGAGAAGCCUUCAAAGCCUAACGAACGAAAUCAGGGCACUGCAAGUGGAGACAAGAGCAAAUACAAACCAUCUCCACCAGCUCAACGGUAGAGUUGCUGCCCUCGAAGCGAGGUUAGGUGGCCAAUUACAGUACUAUGGGGGCUUGCCUUUGGCAGGUUAUCAAGGACCUGCCAAUAUGCUGCGAAGUAACUCGAGCGGCAGCCAACUCCCAGCCAAGCACCUACACCAUCGCGGCAGCAAACCCCAUAGCAGCGGACCUGUUCGCAAUGUCCAGCAUAGUGGUCCAAAUAGGCGACGUGCUCCCAGUCAACAACAGCACGCCGGAUAUUCGCCACAUCUAGAUAUGGCGCCGAACCCGCUACAUUCUCCUACCGAACCACAGACAGCUAUAUUACCCUCUCAGGAGUCCCAGAUGGUGCCGCGAAAUCGACAAUCCUGUCGACAACGUAUUUCUUCGCGGCGAGAUACAAGCUUCAACAAUGGCGAAUGGGGCGGAACUUCAAACUGGUACCGAAAGGCCUAUGCGGACGGGAAGGGAAAUUGA